AUGGCCUUGGGGAACCACAGCACCAUCACGGAGUUCAUCCUCCUCGGGCUGUCUACUGACCCCCACGUCGAGGCUCUGCUCUUUGUGCUGUUCCUGGAGAUUUACCUCCUGACCAUAAUGGGAAACCUGAUGCUGCUGCUGGUGAUCAGGGCUGAUUCCCACCACCACACACCCAUGUACUUCUUUCUGAGUCACCUCUCUUUUGUUGAUAUCUGCUUCUCUUCAGUCACUGUGCCCAAGAUGUUGGAGAAUCUUCUGUCACAAAGGAAAACAAUAUCAGUAGAGGGCUUCUUGGCUCAGGCCUUCUUUGUGUGUGUUGCUGCAGGGACUGAAGCCUGUCUGCUCUCAGUGAUGGCCUAUGACCGCUAUGUCGCUAUCUGCCACCCACUGCUCUAUGGACAGAUCAUGACUAAACAGCUGUAUAUGCAGCUUGUGUGGGGCUCAUGGGGACUGGGCUUUCUGGACGCACUCAUUAACAUCUUCCUAGCUAUGAACAUGAUCUUCUGCAAGGCCAAAAAUCCCCACUACGGCUGUGAGAUGCCCUCUCACCUCCCUCUGUCCUGCUCUGACAUUUCCAGAAACCUCAUUGUCUUGCUCCGCUCCACUCUUCUACAUGAGCUGGGAACCUUCCUUCUGGUCUUCUUAUCCUAUGCCCGCAUUAUCGCCACCAUCCUGAGCAUCAGAUCCACCUCAGGCAGAAGCAAGACUUUCUCCACAUGCUCCUCCCACCUCACUGCAGUGACAUUGUACUACGGCUCAGGGUUUCUCUGCUAUCUCAUGCCAAAUUCAGGUUCCCCCAUGGAACUGAUCUUCUCUGUGCAAUAUACAGUAGUCACUCCCAUGCUGAAUCCCCUCAUUUACAGUCUGAAGAACAAGGAGGUGAAGACAGCUCUGAAAAGAACACUGGAAAAGUAUUUACAAUGUUUUGUGUGGCAGAAUAGAGAGAGGAUGAUGGGUAAUUGGAAAAGAAAUGCAUGUAGCAAGAGUUGA
Diceros bicornis minor is the source of this 990-nucleotide messenger RNA. Its product is annotated as olfactory receptor 8S1-like. NCBI's taxonomy places the organism in Eukaryota, Metazoa, Chordata, Mammalia, Perissodactyla, Rhinocerotidae. The record is from RefSeq and is a predicted model, not a curated record. Gene Ontology annotation, molecular function: olfactory receptor activity; G protein-coupled receptor activity. Gene Ontology annotation, cellular component: membrane. Gene Ontology annotation, biological process: G protein-coupled receptor signaling pathway.